Molecule: messenger RNA, 615 nt
Organism: Ambispora gerdemannii
Lineage: Eukaryota; Fungi; Glomeromycota; Glomeromycetes; Archaeosporales; Ambisporaceae
Source: the annotation of a GenBank genome assembly
AUGAACAAUAAACGUGACAUCGAUAACAACAAUCACGAAUCCCAAUUUCGCCCAUGGAACUUGGAAAACUUGAUCGAAUUCUCUGAAGACAGUUACGAAUUAGAAACUACUACUAAAGAUUCGCAGCCUAAAAACAACAACGAUAGUGAAAUAAAUGAGAUCGAUCAAAGAUUUCGUCUAAGGAACUAUAAAAAUUUUAUUGAACUUAUAGAGCAGCAAGGAUCAGAGAACAUAAAAGACAAAUUCGAGACAAAACUUCGCCCAUGGAACUAUAAAAAUCUGGCAAAUAAAGGAGUCAAGCUCGCUCGUCCAAUCUUAACCAAAUUUGAAACGCGAAAGUCCACUGGGGAGUUAGUGUUAAGCGAUGUUUCAAAUAUUGAUUACAACGAUGCAAUCGAAGGCUGGAGAUACGGGUAUGUUCCAAACCAUAAUCCUCGCAAAGGGAUUAUGAUGUCGGUUGCAUGUCAUCCAUACAAAGGCAAAAUUGUGCGAAUUGAUGGUUGUACCCUCGCAGAUAAACAUAUAGAUAUAGAAAAAUUGAUGAGAUUUGAGGAGUUUCUCAAUGAAGAGUUUAUGAAUGCUAUGGUGACCGAUGCUUUAGAACAUGUAUUUUAA